Messenger RNA from Styela clava, 5171 nucleotides. RefSeq lists its product as uncharacterized. NCBI's taxonomy places the organism in Eukaryota, Metazoa, Chordata, Ascidiacea, Stolidobranchia, Styelidae. The record is from RefSeq and is a predicted model, not a curated record.
AUGUAAAAACAAAAUAUAAACUGAACUAUAAGUCGAUUUGGGAUUGUAAAACUGUUAAACAUGUUGGACAUAAUUGGAAAUAGCAGUACCGUGGAACCAGCAUUGAUAGCGGGUAUAUCAGCAGGAGCGCUAAUAGCGUCUGUUUCACUGCUCAUACUCUGCGUCUGCUGUAAACCAAAGGUUGCUGAGCAUAAAGCAAAGGUCGUCAAGAAUGUUGUCGCAGAGGAGGAAAUCAAAGCCAAUACGCUGAACAACAGAAAACCGAAAGAGAAGCCACGACCUCGUCCUUCAUCUAUGAUAUUAGAUGGGAGAACUCUUGGAAUAGGAAGAUGGGACGACUUGACUGAAAUAGCCGAGCAUGAAGACGAAUUUCCCGUUCAAUAUCGACAGAAGAAGACCAAGCCUGCAAGACCGCCUAACCCGCCCGAUGUGAUUCUGCAUCCGUCUUUGAUUUAUGCCCUGAGAGAAGGAAAAAGGGGCAAGAGGCCAGUGUCAGUAAUCGAGACACCAUCAAGUCCUAUCACCCCAAGGAGUCCUCCAACAUCCGCUUCGUUUGAAGAUCUCAUAAGACAAAGCCAAGGUCAAGAUGAAGCUUCGCCACAAUCAGCAAUAGACGGGAAUUCAGAAACUCCUCUCAGUGCGUUCCCGGUUUACAGAAACGGACCCGUGACAGAGAAGAUUAAAGAUGGCAGCAUUGUGUACUAUCGUGAUAGAAAAGACGCAAUGGACAAGAGUGGCAACCAAUUAGAGCAAAGACGGGAAUCACGUGCGCGAGUCAAAUCGUCAGAAGCCCCGCCCACUCAACACCUUCACGAGAAAUUGGAAAGACGAGUGACACCUUCGGACCCAGGAGAUUUGAAAGGACUCCCACAUUAUGACCGCAGAAGCGGGGAAUGGGAUAAUGUACCCCAACCACCAGCACCAGGGGCUGACUCACCCCCACCUAUCCCUUUGAGACGAUAUUUGGGUGAACACGAUAAAGAAACGGACUCAAUUGUAGGCGUGUCGCAAAGUGAUUGGUCAGAAGAAAUUCCACGUCUACAAAACCCCGCCCCUGGUGAAAAACAAAUCGUAGUUCAAAAUAAACAACUGGACAAAAUCGCUCAACCUCUAAACACUUAUCAGGUCAACAAAACACGUUCGCCCGAACUCGAACGAAGAAACCUCGAACCGAACUACUUACCGAAUUAUCCAAAUUACCAUGAUCGUAACUGGUCUCCUAUGAACCGACCAACCCCAACAACUCCCGGAUCGGAUAAUGUAUUCACCCCUACAGGUUCUGACAACAUGGCGUACAUAGAUGAACGCAAUCCACCUGCUGCUGCUUACUCCCUUAGAGAUUACAGGAAUAUCCCUAUACAUCCAGAUGCGCAGCGGUAUCGUCCGAGCAAUGGAGACGCUCGAGGAAGACCGAUGGACAACUACGACGAACGGCAACGCCAAUAUCUUCAACAGCGGCAACAAAAAGUCAACGCCGUCAUUCAGGGGAAUAUUCCUCUAGCGAACUACGACCCAAACCACGUACACUUACUACCAGGAGUAUAUCUGCGACCAAAGCCUUACUAUCCUAAUGGUGGAAUGCCGGAUCGAACAAAACGUUUCUCUGACGCUUCAGAUUACUCCGACAUGGUCUAUGAACGCCAGUAUUACGCCGACAGGGUUAGUAGGGAUUUCAAUCCAUACUUCCACCAGAAUAGAUGGUCAAUGACACAAGACCCAUCGUCGGGGGACGAGAUUCUAUUUCGUCGUCGCAAUUCUGAUUUCGUUCGAGAUGACAGCUACGCCCCACGGGUUCAUCAGCAGAGGAAACUACAAUAUAGACGAUCACUGAUCGAAGAAGAACAAUACGAUUCCGAUAUCGUCCGAGACUUUCCGAAACAUAGAAGAACAAGGAGGCUUUCAUCCGGGUAUCAAAGUCAAGGAAGCAAGUUGGAAGAUUUACUACCAGAGAAUCAACAUCAUAUAAAACACACAAGACACUCAAAUACCGCACCAAAUUUACCAAUAGACCACAUCGAACAUUACACAAAUGAGUUUGCACCGAUACCGGUGAGACCAAGGUCAUCUGAAGGUUAUUACAGGCAACGUAUUCAUGACUACCAUCAUCAACCACCGCAUUCAGUUACUUCAAAUGAACAAGCAUUAUCUGCGUACCAUCACAACCUGUCACCUUUGACCCAGGAAGUACCUGGGCAGUUCACUCGCCCUUCCGGAAACGCGCGGAUGGGGUUUUCUGCUCCAGAAGGGUCUCUCGCACACACCAAUCAACAAAGCGAAAGAAAGACUAUACCAGCAUUUCCCACUGUAGUACCACCAAUCCCUUCCGAGCCGCUCGGGCCCGUGAAUCAAAUAUUGUCGCCUUCGCAAGAAGUUACGUCUAAAAAAUCUAACGAUUUCGUCGAAAAUCAGACUAUUUUGAUUCAAUCCGACGGGCAAAACCAUAUAGAUAAGUUAACAGACGAAAUGUCACCUUUGAAGACAAGCGACUUGCGCACCGUUGACGAAACUUCAGUACCUUCAAGUGCACAUCCUCCACUGAAAAAACAAUUAUCGAACGAGUAUGGAAGUCUAAUUGACGUGUUAUAUCAAUACAAGCAAAAUGUUCGGAGUUCGAGGAAAAAGGAAAAGCCAUUAGAGUCGCCAGAGAGCCGUUUGAGAUUCGAACGCGAAAAAUUAAAAAUGAAAUUGAAAAAAGAGCUUGGGCCGCGGCAUAGGCAGUCUGACAAUUUGGAAAUGGUUAUUGAAACUUUACUUUAUUUGUGUGAGACUGGAGAUGCCAAUACUGUGGCCAAGAGAAGGCAGCGUGAAAAUAACAGCAAACCGAAAUCUAGGCCGAAUUCAGCAUUCGUCUUAUACGCAGAUGACACUUAUCAGCACCACUGUGAUGGAACUAAAAACAGAGAUAUAGACAGUAGUGACGUAACAGAGAAAGGACAAUCGACGACAGCAACAAACCAAAAUGUCGUCAAGGAAACUACUUCUCCGUUGCCAUUUCAAAAGAGGCGACGCUAUCAUGACUAUCAGGAAAUUGAAAUUCCGAAAACGGCUCCACCUAUCGUUCGCAGAACAGAAUUUUCAUUUCCAUCUGAAGAAGAGCUCAAUCGUAUUUUAGAGCAGUCAGACCCUACACCCCCUAUACCUCCUCCGAGAAGAAACAGAAAAACUAAAAAAGAUAAUAUUGCUGUGUCGUUACCACUGUCGCCUGCGUCUUCCAAUGAUAACCAACAGACUAACCUAUCUCCUCCGUCCAUUAGCGAGUCAGAAAUUGAAAAAGAAAAAAAAUUGGGUAAAAACGACACAAAUGAUAUCGAUGCAUACGCUAAAAUAACACGAAAGCAUCGAAGAAGUUCAUUGCCUAGUAUGCAUUUAACAGAAAGCGAAUUGAAAUGGUAUACAGAGAUUGGCGGGGCAAAUGAAGGGAAAAUAAACAAACACAGAGGCAAAUUUGAGAAAAACGGAAGAGAGGCAAUGGAGUCGAAAUUCAAAUCUACUCGAGAAAGAAGGGAUUCGCAAAGAUAUGUUAUACCACCAAAACCAAAAUUGGUUGUUCAUGAAAAACUUUUGGAAAUUGAAAUGAAAAGUUCAGAUGAAGAUUUGAAUCUCGAUGACAUUCAUGUCGACGAAAAAACAGACGCUGAAGACAUUAUUAAAGAGAUUGAAAGACGAAUGUCCGAACGAGAGAAUUUGGAAAAUACAUCAGAAAGUAAGCAAUCUCAACAAUCCCAUAGCUCACACAAUAUCAAACGCAGUGUUCCUUCUGAUUCGGACAUGGGCACAUGGAGCAGUGUUGCUUCGAGUGAACUUCCCCCGACUUCCCCCAGGAAAAGAUUGAAUCGUUCAGAAGGGAAAUACCCAAGUAACGAAAGCACACCUUUUACAAGCCCCAUUCAUAUGAGUGAUGGUUUUCACACGCCACCGCCAGAUGGCGAAAGGGUCCAAAAAGUAUACUCUCCCCCUAUUCAACGAAGAAAUGAAUCAUUAUCACCGGUUCGUAAUGUAUUUCAUACUCCUCCCACCACCCCUCACACUCCACAUAGACAGAGUCCACUCAUAUCAGGCAGCCGCUCGAUUUCAGAGACAAAUGUCGCACUAAUGGGGCGACGGUCGUCUUCUCCUACGCAACAAUUGACUACUAAUAAAGCGAUUGCGCAAUUCAACCCCAGAAAACAACAACACUAUUCAAUUAAAAAUAGCCCGUUACAACACAGGAUGAGUUUGACACCUAAACCAUCUUCAAUCCCCGCUACCCCCACUUACCCCCUCGGAACUUCACUUAAAAGAUCCUCCUCAAAAUAUGCCCCCAAAUUACCAACAACCACUUUUGUGAAAUCGAAAUCUGAAGACUCCCCAUCAAGAUGGGACGAGCGAAAAAGAACGUCACGACGAGGAGAAAUCAUAUCUUUACCAGACGACAACGAGUAUUCAAUUCCUUGGGACUGUCAGCAUCGUGACGUCACUAAGGCUGCAAUCUCACCCAACCGUGACAUCCCAAGUACACGUGGCCAUACAUCAUACAGGAUUCCCCAUUACAAAAGUUCUCCGAAAUUGGCGUUAAGUCGUUCAGAUAAUAUUGGAUUUUUCCCUAUUACAGAGGAUUCGUUAUCAAACAAUGGUAGCGAUUAUGACGAUUAUGCUUUUCCGGUGAAUUCCCCAGUCAGUUCUUUAAUCAAACAAAAGAAGUAUUCAAGAAGUACUGAAAAUAUCUUGAAAGAUUACGGUACAGAACUGUAGCAAAGUUUAAAACAAUAAACCUAAACGAUACCCAUAACCCAAAAUUAAGAAAGAGCAAUGCACAAAAAUAUGGACACGAGAAUCGGUACCGGUACUGUCUUAGCUGAGCAUCGGCGGACAAGCGUGGGGUAAUAAAGUGUAGAAAAGGUGAUAAAAGUGUUACCAUGAAUUGAAACAAGAAGGCGAUGUUCAAGUAUAUGGGCACGAAAGCCAAAACGAAGUAGUACGAGUAUGCAAUCUGUCGGCAAUCUUCACGACUAAGGCAAACGCGGAACCGACACAAGGUGCGCAAUUUCAGAUGACGUCAUCGCACAAAAUAAAACGAAUUCCAUAGAGCCCAAAAAAAUUUUGAAUCAAAUAAAAGUAAUAAAUAGCCUUCAAGCCAAAAAUAAAAUCUUUAACCACUGAAAAGUUCAAAGCAAUUGUCCAGUAAUUACCGA